Molecule: messenger RNA, 1486 nt
Organism: Triticum dicoccoides
Lineage: Eukaryota; Viridiplantae; Streptophyta; Magnoliopsida; Poales; Poaceae
Exons: 4
Coding region: 530-1486 (318 amino acids)
Source: RefSeq, a predicted model, not a curated record
GUCUUACUCGCCAGCCACUCAAUUCUUCCGACUCAAAUUAUCAGGAAACAUCUCACUCCUCUUCCGGUGAUUCAAUCCAAUCCAAUAUGUCGGCUUUCAAGACUGCUCCCGGUGGAAAAGCAAAGCCCAGCAAGAGGGCAAAGAAGAACAAGCCGGCUGAAGAGCCGAAAGUCCAUGAGCCGGAGCUCCAAACCGCAGCUCCUGAGGCCUCUAUUCCUGGACUGUCUGGGCCAUUUCAUGAUAUGCCAACAAUGACUGUUGACCCGCCUGUUGAUCAAGCCACCGAUGACUCUUUAAAUCUUGAAACUUCAAGCCUUGUCAAGACAGCCAAUACACAAGAUGAUGAUGUAGAGAUCACCAAGACCGACUUUACUGAACCGGGGAGACCUACUAGGCCAAGCAUUCUGCCAAGGAAGAACAUGUUGAACCACACAAAGUACGAUUUGAUGUUGCCAACUAUGCUCAACUGGGCAUUGGUGAACUAUACUCUGGCUUUCUCAGCCAAGUACACAACAGCCGUGACCUUGAGAUGGACAUGGUGAAGCAAAUGCACCACAAAUUUGAGACCACCACUGCUGAACUUCAAUCAGAGCUGUCUGACUUGAAGACCCGUCUGGAGCUGCAAGAGGCUGAGACCCAGAAGGCGAACUCAAUGUUUGAAUCUAGCGUGGGUGAGGCAGAAAAAUUGAGAACCGGCUUUGAAGCUGAAAAAAGCGCCUGGGCUGAAGAAAAGAUUGCUUUGACCCAACGGGCAGAAAAGGUAGAGGCGGCUCUCGAGGAAGCCACCACAGAACUUACCGGCUUAAAAUGCGAGGUGUCUCAGAUGGUGUCUGCUAUCUUUGGCCCUAGGAGCAGCAAUCUCAACCAAGACAUGCUUGUAAAGCUAAAGGCGAUUUACACAUUGGUAGAGCAGCUUUACACUGGUGCUCAGCGCGCAUUGGCCACAAUUGCCGCGUCCAAUGAAGCCCCCACACUCUUGGUUGACGUGCUAAGGAAGCUUUCUGUGCUGCCCCAGCGGUUUAAUGAAAUGAAGCGAUCAUUUGCGAGAGCUGGAGCCAUGACUUCCUUAAGCCGGGCCAAAGCAUGGAUACCGGAAUUAGACCCGGCCGACAUCUCUAUCGGGUAUCCAAGCCUCAAGGAGGACAACACUCCGUUUGAACAGAAAGACUUUGCUGCUUGCGUGAAGGAGAUACGGCCUCUGGCCAGCCUGAUUGCCAAUGAGACAGACCUCACCAAGUAUCAUCUGGCUUAUGACAUGGGAAAUCAGAAGAUGCCAACACCGUCUUAUAAAGUGACAGGCCUGACCCCCCCAAUCCGUAAGCACACCUUUGCCCCUGAAGUUGACCCGUCCAAGCUAAUUGAUGAUGAAGCUGAGUUUCAAGCAUUGAGUGGCAUUGACUGGUCGUCAUCAACCUUCCAGGAUGUAGAACAGGACAAAGAAGCGGAGAGGGUCGAUCAGGAAGCAUCAGGCCAGCAAGAAGAUUGA